Messenger RNA from Pseudophryne corroboree (corroboree frog), 1799 nucleotides. RefSeq names its product intelectin-1-like. Bases 233 to 1243 code for a protein of 336 amino acids. The transcript has 9 exons. NCBI's taxonomy places the organism in Eukaryota, Metazoa, Chordata, Amphibia, Anura, Myobatrachidae. The record is from RefSeq and is a predicted model, not a curated record. Gene Ontology annotation, molecular function: oligosaccharide binding.
AAUUCAGUUCCCAAAAGGAUUCAUAAGCGUGUUUAUUUUUCAAUGUUCUGACUAUAGCAAUGGGACACAAUGUUUCCUGCCCCUGUGUCUGAAAUAUCUCUGUGUAAGGACUUUGGAGAACAAUAUAAAGCAGAUAUUACAUUAAGGGAAAACAGAAUUUAUUAUUCCCUUCGGUAAGAAAAGAAGAAAAUAUCCUGGAUUGAAUUAUAUAUUCCUGUUAUUCCGGAGAAAGAUGCUGAUUUUCAGUCUGGCUCUCCUGUUCCUGUUAUCUACUGAAGGCCAAUGUGCUACUUGUGACCGCAGCUCAUGGCUCCAGUUGAAGCAAAAUAUCCUAGAACUCUUUUCAUGUUGGGAGGGUGACAGGACAGAUUUGCACCCACUACCUCCUACCAAUAUAUAUGACUACAAGUACAGGAGCUGCAAGGAAAUCCGUCAGGCUGACAGCAAUGCAAAAGAUGGAAUUUAUACUCUAUCUACUGAACAUGGGAUUUCCUACCAAACCUUCUGCGACAUGACGACAGAUGGGGGAGGCUGGACAUUAGUAGCGAGUAUCCAUGAGAACAACAUCAAUGGAAAGUGCACAAUAGGAGAUCGCUGGUCCAGCCAACAAGGGAACUAUGAAAAUAAUCCUGAAGGAGAUGGAAACUGGGCAAACUAUGCCACAUUUGGGUUACCUGAUGGAGCCACCAGUGACGACUACAAGAAUCCCGGUUAUUAUGACAUCCCAGCUGAUAAUGUGGGUUUAUGGCACGUGCCGAACAAGAGCCCCCUCUUCCAGUGGAAGAGCAGUUCUCUUCUCCGAUAUCGGACACAGAACGGUUUCCUUUCUACCUAUGGAGGAAACCUCUUCCAUCUAUAUAAGAAAUAUCCUGUGAAGUAUAAUAUUGGAAAAUGUCCUACAGACAAUGGACCUGCUGUCCCAGUAGUUUAUGACCAAGGAAAUGCAGAGAAGACAACCAAACUCUUUGGACCAAAUGGGAAAAACGCAUUCACUGCUGGCUUUAUCCAGUUCCGAGUGAUCAACAAUGAAAAAGCAUCAAUCGCUCUAUGUCCUGGGAUAAAAGCGACAGAUGGCUGCAACACAGAACAUUACUGCAUUGGUGGAGGAGGCUACUUUCCUGAGGGGAACCCAAGACAGUGCGGAGACUUCACAUCCUUAGACUGGGAUGGAGUGGGUACACACACUGGAUGGAGCGCUAGCAAGGAUCUUAUCGAGGCUGCUGUACUUAUCUUCUACCGCUGAUCUCCCGUCGUUCUGACAUUGAAAUAAAUACAGAAACAUUUUGAAGGGCAGAGAGCUAAAGAACCACUAGCCCACAAAGUAGGACAUAUCUAAUAUAAAAUGUAGACAAAUGCCAUUAUUAAUGCCUGUUGCUGCAGGUAGCUACUACAGUUUUGUAUCUUACAUGUUAAUUGCAAGGCUCAUAGUAAUAGAGUUUAUAUGGUAUAUGAUUGUAAGGGUUGGUAUUAAUAUCCCGCCAUACCGGCAGCCAGAAUCCAGACGGAGAAUAGUGAGUAUUUUAACCCUACCCCUACACCUGUCCCCUCCCUCAGUCUUACCCUAACCAGCCCCCUAGUGCCCAAACCUUACCCUAACCCCAGUACUCACUGUACUAUUGGGAUCCAUCUGCAUUCUGACCGAUGGGAUAGUGUCUGCUGGGAUAUUAACUACAUCCUGAUUCUAAUUAGUAGGUUUAGACCGGGAACGUUGGACACAGAUAAUGAUCAUUGUAGCAUAUUAUAUUGGAACUGAUAACUCUUAUUAUAUUUGUAUUAAAUAGCGCAGUGAAAAACAAAAA